GUCAUACAUAUAAUUUAUAUCCACAUUACAAUUUUUAAAAAUUAUAUAUGUAUAUAUAAUAAUGACAAAAAUCAUUAUAAAAGAAUUCAAUUUUCAUCUAAACCUAAGCCAUGGAAGUGGAGAUAAUAUCAAGUGAAACAAUCAAACCAUCUUCCUUCCCACCAUAUCUUCAUCUAAAAUCCUUGAAACUCUCAGUUCUUGAUCAACUCUCCCCCUUCACUUACACUUCUCUCGUCUUCUUCUACACUCUCAAUAAUGACUCCAAUGAUCCUCUCCAUCUUUCCCAUGCCCUCAAAACCUCCCUCUCUAAAGCCCUUUCAGAGUUCUACCUUCUCGCCGGCAUCAUCAAAGACGACUCACAAAUCCUCGCCAACGGCGUCGGAGCCCUCUUUCAAUUUGCGAGAGUUCACGGCGCCAUGUUUAAGUUUCUGAACCAACCAAGCUUCGAGUCUUUGAGUCAACUCAUCCCUUUUCGAUCUUCACGGAACAUGUCGUCGUCUACAAUGGAAGCAAUAUAUCCUCAAGUCGCAGUCCAACUCAACGCCUUCAACGGCGGCGGGGUGGCCGUGGGGGUCUGUUUUUUACACAAGAUCAUCGACGGGACAACACUGAGCAACUUUCUAAGGCGGUGGGCUGCCGGUGCCGGAUCGUCAACAGAAGAGAGAGGAGGAGGGAGACUACCCGAAUACUUAUCGUCGACAGCGGCGUUCCCGGGGAGAGAUUUGUUGGGAAAUUCAUGGCUUUCAAAAGGAUAUUCACCAUUUGUAGGUAAAGGAAAGAUUAAGAGAAGAAGAUUUGUGUUUAAAGGUGAUGUCAUUUUAAAGCUAAAAGAGGAAUUAGUGAAAUGGAAGAAUGUGAAGAAUCCCACAAGUGUUGAAUUGGUUACUGCCUUCAUAUGGAAGUAUAUGAUGAUAGCGGCAAUACAGAAAUCAUCUGGUUCUCCACGACCAUCGGUAUUGACUCAUGCAGUCGACCUCCGAAGAAGAAUGGUACCACCACUACCACCAACCAUCAUUGGAAACAUUUUCUGGAGUGCAGUUGCUCAUUACGACUCGCCGAACACCGAGAUAGAACUGAGCAAGCUCGUUAAUCUUAUUCAGCAAUCAUUUGCCGAGAUCGACUAUAAGUUCAUACAAGAAAUGACGGGAGAAGAAGGGUUUCAAACAAUUUCAAAAUGGUUCAUGAGAAUGCAAGAGCUUUAUUCUUCAAAUCCAUAUUCAUAUGGAUUUACAAGCUGGCGAAAUAUGGGGCUAAAUGAGGUCGAUUUCGGGUGGGGAAAGCCUUCAUGGGUCAGCCUUGCAGGACCUGAAAAUUCAGUGCUGAAAAAUGUUGUUGUUUUGAAGGAAGCCAUUUUAGGAGAUGGGAUUGAAGCAUGGAUCAUGUUGGAUGAAGAUGAGAUGAACAUAUUGGAAAAUGAUCAACAAUUCCUUGCUUUUGCUUCUAAUAAUCCAACUAUCCAUUUAGGUUAAGUGAUUGAAAUUUGUUCGUACAC
Molecule: messenger RNA, 1492 nt
Organism: Benincasa hispida (wax gourd)
Lineage: Eukaryota; Viridiplantae; Streptophyta; Magnoliopsida; Cucurbitales; Cucurbitaceae
Product: akuammiline synthase 2-like
Source: RefSeq, a predicted model, not a curated record